Molecule: messenger RNA, 5785 nt
Organism: Salvelinus fontinalis (brook trout)
Lineage: Eukaryota; Metazoa; Chordata; Actinopteri; Salmoniformes; Salmonidae
Gene: mybl2a
Product: v-myb avian myeloblastosis viral oncogene homolog-like 2a
Exons: 8
Coding region: 1515-4076 (853 amino acids)
Biological process (GO): regulation of DNA-templated transcription
Cellular component (GO): nucleus
Molecular function (GO): RNA polymerase II cis-regulatory region sequence-specific DNA binding; protein dimerization activity; DNA-binding transcription factor activity, RNA polymerase II-specific
Source: RefSeq, a predicted model, not a curated record
AGCUUGAUGAGUGUCUGGUGACCUUUUUGCUGUUCUAAAAAGAGCUAGUUAAAAGGGCCUGUGUCAUGUUAAAACUGCGUAGAAAUUCAGGAAAUUAGCUGUAGGUGUGGGAAAAAAUGUGCGCCUCUGCUUUUCGGUAUUAUAUAACGUUACGAGUCCAACAAAUGCGUUGUUUCCGGAGAGCGUUGAUGGUCUUGAACAUACCCUUCCUCCUUACCCCUGUUCCCGGGAAAAAAAAUCUGCUACUAAAAAACCCUAGGCGCGAGAUAGAAAUUGAAACGCAUGAGUCUGGUUGAUUCGUUUUCUACAGUUUAGCUACUUUACUUGCAAAAGUAUUGUAACUUAAAGUUGUUUGUUACGGUUAGAGUUCCGUGUCGGUUGAACAGACGGUACUGUGAGGCAAGGCCGCGACAGUUGGGUUUUGGGAGGUUUGCUGGACCCUCCUAGAAGCUGGGGGAAAUGUCCGGUUGGUCGCGCGGGUAAGCCAAUGCAAUGGGUUAUACGGUUUAUCUUAUUCAGUAGUGAAAAGGAGCCACGUGCAUCAACUUAUUCCACGAGAACCUGGAACUGUGACUGUAGCACAGAGAGCGAAAAUGCCGUGUUAAAUUGUGACGUUAUACUUCAAGUGGUCUUCGUGUUCAUUUUGGUUGUGAUCCGGAAGCUAGCUCGCUAGCUAACUGUUCAGUAACAGUUCAUUGCCCGUUUAGAAGCCGUUGUUGUUAUCGUGGCCAGCAGUCGGCUAGUAGUUGUUUGCUAGCAGACUGGACACGGUAGCUAACGUUACCGGCAUCUUCACCACCAGUUUCAGUCAAGAAUACGUUUUUUUCUGUCAUGUAAGAAUGCAACAAUUUGCUAAUCACAGUUUUAGUUAUCCACUUUUAGGUAGCACGGUGCAUAUUGUGGCAUUGAUUGGUUAAUAUAUUACUAAAUGUAUUUGUCUAAAUUAAAGGUUGUAUCGCUCGCAGCAGUAACAUGUAGUUUAUUGAUUCGCUAGCUAACUAACGUUACAUUGUUUCCAAGACUGGUGGAGUGGGCCUCAUGAAUUUGUUACAUUCAUUGUAUGUGAAAACCAACUUGUUACAAUGUUGCGCAGUUUGAAGCACAUGUAUUGGAAUUGUAUAUUUCACGCUGCCACUUUUUGUUGCAAUCCACAGACCCGCAUGAUGUACUAGGGCUGCAGUACUGUAGUUUGUUCGACUUUUUUUGUUUGUCGAAAUAGCUUUGUUAAAGGGUGCACUUUUAACGAUAGGGCCCGGCUUACUUUUCACUUUUUGCCGAAGGACUUGGAGCAUUGUAAUAAGUAGGACAAUUUAUGUCAUAAUCAGCUGGCCUGCAUUUGUUGGCGGAAAACCAGGCGUUACAACCAUGUGUGGUGAUAAUUUUGUCCCGACCGACUGAGAGAGACCACAAGUGGAAGGCUCGUUUCGUUGACAGGCUCAGGCUGAAUUUCGGCGCUGUACCAACCGUCAUUGGGUACAGCACCGUAUGGGACAUCACCACGUGUAAGAGACAGCAUGCAGAGUGAAGAUGGAGAUGAAAUGCUGUGUGUUGACACAGACUCUGAUGUGGCGGAACAGCGAGAGAGUUAUAAAGUUAAAGUGAAAUGGACGCAUGAGGAGGAUGAGAAUCUAAAGAUCCUGGUGCACAACUUUGGAAAUAGUGACUGGACAACUAUCGCCAGCUUCCUACCAGGACGCACAGAGUAUCAAUGUAUGCACCGCUAUAUGAAGGCUCUAGAUCCAGAUUUAAUCAAGGGGACUUGGACCAAGGAGGAGGACGACAAGGUCAUUGAGCUGGUGAGUAAAUAUGGGACCAAGCAGUGGGCGAUGGUGGCCAGGCACCUGAAGGGUCGCCAGGGGAAGCAGUGCAGGGAGCGAUGGCACAACCACCUCAACCCGGACGUGAAGAAGUCCUCGUGGACCCCAGAGGAGGACCUGAUCAUCUACAAAGCCCACUGUGUCCUUGGGAACCGCUGGGCGGAGAUUGCCAAGCUUCUACCUGGAAGGACGGACAAUGCUGUGAAAAACCACUGGAACUCAACCAUCAAACGUAAAGCCGAGAUGGGAGCAUAUGUUAUGGAUGAUGACGGGAGUCCGCCACCACCCACUUCUUUGGAGCAGGGCGAGGUAGAUUUUCGUUGUGACGUUGUUUUGGACACGGAGCCUGAACCUCCAGAGGUGAUGAGGCAAUAUAGAGAGGCUAUAUCCCCCAUGCAAAAAAUUAGGCCAAAAAAGGACUCCCACCCAGUCAGGUCAAAGACGGUGAUGUUCCCGGCUGUCUUAGCCAAGAGGGACUCCAACAGCCCCUACUCUAGCUCCGGUCCUAGCAGCGUCCCCACUCUCCACCAGUCUCGCCAGAAGAGCAUCACAGAGGCCGUGUUGCGGAUGAUAGCGGAGGACAUGCUGCCCCUCAGCUUCGUGGAGGGCUCAGGCUUCAGGAGCUUCAUGUCUGUGAUCGGCCCCCAAUAUCAGAGGCUGUCCCAGCGUGCCGUGGGCCUCCGGUUGUAUGACGACGUGGAGAAGGCAAUCAAGCCCCAUCUGAUCCGCGACCUAAAGACCUGCUUGGCUGCCAGCGCGGGCGAUGCCGUUGUCCACGCCACCCUGGACCUCUGGGCCAGCCCCUACGCCGACCCUGUUGUCGCCGUGCAACUGCAUUUCCUGGAUGACGACUGGCACAUCCACCGGCCCACCGUGGCCUUCCGCCACAUCGGCCACAAGAACAUGAACGUGGCCAUGGCCCGGGAGCUGGAAGCCGUGCUGCUGAGCUACGGCCUGUUCCCCAACAACCUGGGUUACAUCAUCACCAACGAGGCCAAGCACACCAUCGCUGCCUACGACCUCUUCUGCGACUAUAGGAUCAUGUGCUCGUCUCAGAGGGGCGACCCGGACGAGGAGGAGAUGCUAGCCUUCCUGGGCGACCAGAUGCCCACGGAGGACUUCUCAGAGAUCCAGUUUGGCACGCGCUUGGGCUGCGUCGCCAACAUGCUGCAGCUGGUGAUCAAAGAGGCUCUGAAGAACUCUCGCGUGGUGGAGAACCUGCUGUCCCAGGUGCACAACGUGGUGGCCUUCUUCCGCCGCAGUGCCUACUGGAAUGAGGUGCUCCUGAAGGAGUGUGGCCUGUCACUGGCCCCCUCACCCGGCAGCUGCCGCUGGAAUUCCACCUUUGUGUCGAUGCGGCGGAUGGUACAGGAGGCGGUGUGGGGCUCAGUCAUGACCCUGCUUGCCCAGGCCCGCAUUGAGGCCAAGGACUCGUCCAGCUCCCCGCCCAUGGUGAGGGCCAAGCGGGAGCAGGUGGUGGACAUCAUCGGCCUGCUGGAGCCGUUUGAGGAGGCCAUCCAGGUGCUUCAGAGCGAUGCCGUCACCUUCUCCCUCAUCAUCCCCUCCCUGAUCGGCCUGGACAAGACCCUGGAGACCCGCUCCACCAAUUACAGCCACUUCUCGAAGGGGCUCCGCUCCGGCCUGCACACACACUUCCAGCCCCUCAUCCUGCAGAGGGACCUGAUCCUGGUCACGGUGCUGGACCCCCGCAUUAAGCUCCAGCCCUUCGAUGACACGAAGCAGGAGGGGGACACCGCCUCCCUGGCCGCCCCCUCCAAGUUCCAGGUCCAAAUGCUGGUCAAGUCGUUGGUCAGUGACAUGGAUUCCUGGAACCCGGUGAAGCAGGAGGAGAGUGAAGAGAUCCAGGAGAACUCUGAGGCCUCCAGCUCUAACAGUGGCAGCGGCAACCUCAAGCGCAAGUCCAUCUUCAGUUUCCUCCAGUCUGCGGCCAAGAGCACGAAGCUGUCUGAGCUGGACCAGUACUUGUCAGAGCCUGUGCUGGAUGGGGACAGCUCCACCCAGGUUUUCUGGAGAGACGCCUCACGGUUUCCCCAGCUGCAGAGGGCGGCCAGGAAGCUGCUGGCUGUGCCUGCCACAUCAGGCGGGUUUGACCGACUCUUCCCCAUGGCGUCUUGCAUCGUCAGGGCCAAGAGGAGCCGGCUGCCCCCUCACACCACCGAGAGGCUGCUGAUCUACAGGGAGUUCCUGAGGGGGAAAGACGGGAGGGCCAAUUCCAAUGGCGCCACUAAACCGUCAUAGACAUGCUGAACACAGUGCCUGCUACUGCCCUACAUAUCUCAUUAUCAGUUCUGUGUGUGCAGGGUUCUCUUACCCUAAUCUGUUACUCGAUUGUCAUCCAAGUUUACAUGAUUGAACAAUGAGCCGGGACAAAAACCUGCAUACCAAGGAUUGAGCUUUGAGGGCUGAGUGAUGUCAUGUCAACAAAUGUAACACAACAGAAAUAAUACCUCUAAAUAAUAUUUUUGUAAUUAUGAAGUUAAUACAUUUUAGUUAUCAUGUAAAAAAAAAUUGGAAAGAACAUGCUUCUAUGAGUGUAUCCUGGAAACUUCUUUACUUUUUGUGUUUGGAGUUUGAAUCUGCAAACAGAUAUCAGAAAUGUAAUUUUCUACAUAAGCAUUUUUUUUUCAUUACCUGCUGUAGUUUUUUCUUUAAAGGGGCAAUCAGCAGUUGCUACAGCCAUUUUUGGACUUAUCAUUAAUUUAUAUGUACCCAUUGAUUCAUGAAGAAUAUAACUUAUAAAUGCCUCAUGAGCUUAACUCAACUGCCAUACCCUAUCAGAACCCAAAAUAUAAGUUUGUUUUACUCUAAAACUAUAAUUUUGAUAUCAUGGAUGGUCAGUCCUUGCAUCCAAUGGCUCUGUCUAUGAAUUUGAGAGUAGUUACUUUUCUCUAGCCCCAUCCCUCAGUUUUUUACUGAAACAGGGAUGGGGAGGAAGCUUUGUUAUUGUUUCUACUGCCGAUUGCUGCUUUAAGGAUCAAGUAGCAUACAGGGAACCUGUGUUAUACAGUGACAAUUGAGGUCAUUGAAUGGUGAGUGUUUUUUCUGAUUUGUUUGCUCAUACACAACUUUCAAUCAAUGGACAUUGUUUGCAUAUAAUUACUGUAAACAGGUCUUCAUCUUGUUGACAUUUCACCAAUAGAAAGUGCACUUUUCUCUCUACCUCUUCAUAUCUCUACAACUUUGAGGCUUCAGUUGCUUUUCACUGUGGACUCUUGUUUGGGGACUAAUCGCAUAGCAAGUAGUGUUGGAAUAGUAGAUUGAUAUACUGCUUUUCUUUUGAAGCUGCACAAAUGUUCAUUUGAAUCGGCUUGGAAUGAGUGAUCAUUUCUAAGUGUACUUAUUUAAAUAAAACAAUUCCUUAAGAAAUUCAUUUGAAUGUGCAGUACAGAAUUUGAAUGUACAGAUAGCUUGUAGGGGCAGUUUUUGUUAACUAAUGAUGAAUAAUGACAGAGUAAGAUGCCUUUAUACUGUAUGCAACUGGGUCGAGCAGUUAAGUGUUUUCCUUGCCCAAGCCUAUAGUAUUGGCAGUAUUUUUCCUCCCUGAGAUUGUCUGGAAAUGUCACUUUUACAUUCUUUAUUCUUAUUAAUUUUGUGAAUAAAUAAUUUUCUCAUUUUCUAAGACUAAAAUGUAUCAGGAUAUCCAAACAACUGUAAUUUCUCCAUGUAUUUAUUCUAUUCGCUUGGAACUAACAAUGCCUUGAAUGUAUGCAAUUUUCUCCGAUCAUGUAAUUUGAUGGAUUUUUUUUAUAUAUAUUUUUUUUAAAUUGGUCUUAUUUUGGGGGAGAUUAGUGUUAAACAAAUGCAACCCCCUCAGUAUUUCAUGAACUACUGGUAAUGCUUUCUGAACCUUCAUAUAGUACUGUGUCCAAUUGCCCUUUCUCUCACGAAACAACUAUCUUUAGUUGGGCUGAAAUGUAUGGAAAAUAAAGACAUUCAAUUUUAUUGUA